AUGGUAGCCGCCGCCCGCCUCCUCGCGCGGGCGUCCAGGCAGGGCGCCGCCGCGGUGGCCGCGUCCGCUGCUUCGAGGCGCCGGCUCUGCGGCGUGGCGGCGGCCGCCGCUCAGCAGCCGUUCGCAUCCUCCCGCUGCUCGGCCAGGGUCCCAUAUACGUUGAAUCAGCCAUUGAGAUACUCAACAAACAUCUUUCAAAGGUUUGGCUUUUCAUCUUCUACCCCACAAGAGAAUGAUAAGGAGGUAAACCAACCCAAAGACCAGGAAAGUACUGCACAGGAAAUAAAUGCUGAAGCUUCAAAGGAAGACAGUGGCUCAUCUGGAGGUGCGGAAGAACUUGAUCUUUCAAAGGAGGAUCUAGUGAAGCUAGUUCUUGAGAAGGAUGAAUUAUUAACCUCGAAAGAUGAAGAGAUCGAAGAUAUGAAGGACAAGGUUUUGCGCAGCUAUGCAGAAAUGGAAAAUGUUAUCUCACGGACAAAGCGUGAAUCUGAGAACGCAAAAAAAUUCGCAGUACAGAACUUCUCUAAGAGUUUGUUAGAUGUUGCUGACAAUCUGGCUAGAGCAUCAUCUGCUGUGAAGGAGAGCUUCUCAAAAUUAGAUACAUCUGAAGAUUCUAGUGGAGCUGUACCAUUACUAAAAACCCUACUGGAGGGUGUAGACAUGACGGAUAAGCAACUCGGAGAGGUUUUUAAGAAGUUUGGAGUUGAAAAGUUUGAUCCAUUGAAUGAGAAAUUUGAUCCUGAGAGACAUUAUGCAAUAUUCCAAAUGCCCGAUGCUUCAAAACCAUCAGGAACUGUUGCUUCUGUUGUAAAGGUGGGCUACAUGCUACAUGAUCGUGUGCUCCGCCCUGCUGAAGUUGGUGUUACAGAGGGAGGUCCCUCUGAAGAAGACGAGCCAGAGGAGAAAUCUAGUGGAGAUUAGAUUAAAUUAAUUUACUAAUAUACCAGAAGCAAGAAGAGAUAGCUGUUCCUCAUCAGCGAAGGAGCUCGGCGUUUCGGAUGUUUUUUAAAUUGUAAAAGCAAGGCUGUCUUGUUGAAAAUGCUAUCUGUAUGGGUAUACGUUAUACCAUUCCUUAGCAGCGCAACGUUUUUGAUAAUUUUGUAAGGUCAUCUUGAAAGCUUCAAGAACAUAGUUUCUUUCA
Molecule: messenger RNA, 1141 nt
Organism: Lolium rigidum
Lineage: Eukaryota; Viridiplantae; Streptophyta; Magnoliopsida; Poales; Poaceae
Product: grpE protein homolog 2, mitochondrial-like
Exons: 6
Coding region: 1-921 (306 amino acids)
Biological process (GO): protein import into mitochondrial matrix; protein folding
Cellular component (GO): PAM complex, Tim23 associated import motor
Molecular function (GO): protein homodimerization activity; protein-folding chaperone binding; adenyl-nucleotide exchange factor activity
Source: RefSeq, a predicted model, not a curated record